AUGGAAAGGGUAAGUGCCAUUCUUGAUGAAUACAAUAGCGAAUACUCUGAGAUCUGGGAAGGAGAUUUAGGAACCGAGGGCCUAGAUGAGUUGAACAGAUUAUAUCUCGGCUAUAGGGAAAUGAAUCCCGAAGAAAUGGACUCUGAAAUAGACAUUCUCCGAAGAAAGGUAACUGGACCCGGAAAAUUGGACGAGAAAGAAGAUAUUGAAAGAGAAAUUAAAUACGUUAGUCAUCUAAGAAAAAUGAAGACCUGGAAGAAUUCAGAAACAGAGGCCUAUUUAAACGCGACCCAUGGUACUCUCAAGGAAGAGGUAAAAACAUUAGUUGUACUUAGGGGAAUAGCUAAGGCUGAAGUUAGAAGGAAUGACUACUUAGAAAAAAUAGAUAAGCUGAAGGGUAUUAUAGAAAAUCUGGGUUUCGAUCCUAAUGAGCCCGAGGAAGAGUUAGAAGCAGAGGAAGAAGAACGCAGGAAAGAAGAAGUUAGAAAGAAGGAGGAAGAAGGCCGUAGGAAGGCUGCCGAGUUAGAAAGAAAAAGGCUUGCAGAAGAAGCUACCGAACGUCAGAGAAAAGCUGAGGCUGAGCGUAGGGAAGCCGAGAUUAAAGACUUCAGGAAACUGUUUUGGGUGAUAAGGAAAAAACAGAGUACUGGAGAAAAAAGCUCGAAGAACGGGAAAAAGAAAAGUCUAAACCUAAGGAAGAACCUAAGAAGCCUCAACCUAAAAAAGAACCGGGGGAACCCAAGAUAGAAAAGCCCUACAGAGGCAAAGAACCCAGGAAGCCUGACAGAGGUAAGAAGACUGAGGAGCCUCUACCUGGGGUAGACACUGAAUGGCUAAAGGAUACUUUUAACUUUGAGAACCUCCUAUUCCAGGUCGCACAGGAUAGUAUCCCAGAAGAUGAUAAACCUACAUUCAGUGGUGAUAGUACAGAAAUCAUGUUGAAGGAUGUUAGGGAAGAUCUUACAAGGUAUGAAAGAUUCAAAUCAUGGGUUGAAGAUAACUUUGGAUUUGUGCUUGCAGGUAUCAUAGUGUCAGUUGCUGCUCUCCUAACAGCUGUUAUAAUAUAG
Messenger RNA from Paramuricea clavata, 1067 nucleotides. NCBI's taxonomy places the organism in Eukaryota, Metazoa, Cnidaria, Anthozoa, Malacalcyonacea, Plexauridae. The record is from the annotation of a GenBank genome assembly.